Adineta steineri is the source of this 459-nucleotide messenger RNA. The record is from the annotation of a GenBank genome assembly. NCBI's taxonomy places the organism in Eukaryota, Metazoa, Rotifera, Eurotatoria, Adinetida, Adinetidae.
AUGCACCCUCACAUAAAUAUAAUACCACAAGCUACAAUAGUAGCAAAUGAACGUAUCGUACCUAUGGAACAAGAAGAAAUGAGACAUUCGCCUUCUGUAAUUUCAAAAGACACAGAAAUAAUAUUGUUUGAUUUUCCAGUAAUACCAAUAGAAUGUAAAUUUUAUUUAAAACAAUUUCAUUUAGUAGCUAAUUCUGACAAUAUCAUGAGACAUAAAGAAUUUUUAAAUAAAAAAGCUUUACAAGCUGAAAAAGAAUUAGAUGAAAUCAUGACACAAAUCAAUAGAGAGCAGCAUCAUAUCGUUAUAAAAUAUGUUAAAAAUAGUAUCGAACCAUUAAUAGAUAUUUUAAAGAAUUCAAAUAGAAAACGUUUAGAUAAUUUGAUUUUAGAUCAAAUAAAAGAACGAGCAUUGAGAACAAUUAGAAAUAAAUGUAGUCAGUUAGAAUUAGAUGAUAGAUAA